AUGAUGGAGAAUCUAUUUGGUGAUGAAGUUGAAGUACCUUUAUUAGUUCAAUUAUGUACUCAAAGAAUUAAAGAUUCAUUAGAGACUUGCAAAGAUUUAGGUAAAAUACCAGAUGAACUCCUUAUACCAAUCCUUGAUAAAUGUACUGCUCAACAAUUAGCAACUGUUGAAAGUAGAAUUGGUAGAUAUGUUGAUACAGAGGAAUUGUGGAAAAGACACUGUCAUAUAAUAUCACCAGAGAAAAGACAUACAUUAAAGGAUGACGAAAGUUGGAGAGAUUUAUUUACAAUUUUAGAGAGAGAAUAUCAAAAUAAAACCAAGAAAACUGGUGAAGCAUUAAGAAAGAUUUAUAAUAAUGCUGCAAAUAAUAAGAAAUCAAAACAAAUUAAAGUUUUAAACGAUGUUGUGACUCCAACCGCUUCAAAGAGAUGGAGUGGCACAGUUAGUAAAACUCCAUCCUAUAAACAAAGCGGUAGUUCUUCACCUGGCAAAUAUAGUAAUGGUAGUCCAAUAAGUAGAAGUGAAUCAAGCAGCAGUGGUAGCGGUGGUGGUGGUAGUGGUAGUUAUGGUAAUGUUUUUAAACCCUCUGCUUCAAAUCAACCAAAAUUAAUGGCAAAAGUUUUAAAAGAACAUAAUAGGAAAUUUAAAUAA
This is a messenger RNA of Dictyostelium discoideum AX4, 651 nucleotides long. RefSeq lists its product as hypothetical. The record is from RefSeq and is a predicted model, not a curated record. Gene Ontology annotation, biological process: transcription elongation by RNA polymerase II. Gene Ontology annotation, cellular component: elongin complex; nucleus. The coding region runs from base 1 to 651 and encodes 216 amino acids. Lineage: Eukaryota; Evosea; Eumycetozoa; Dictyosteliales; Dictyosteliaceae. The transcript is spliced from 3 exons.